AUGGAUUUGAUCGAUGGUUUCAAGCUAUUUACUAUGGCGAGUAUAAAGAUGGUAACUAAGAAGGUAUUUUGGAUAUCUUUUUGGGGAAGCCUCUAAAGCAAUAAUUUGAAUUUAAGUAAUUAUCAUCAAAAAAUAUUAUAGUGGUAGCUGAUCAUAUGAUAAAGAGUGUUUAAUUAAAAUUGGAAGGUGGAAAGAGCUAAGUGAAAGAUUCAAGGAUAAUUCUUAAGUCACGUAUUAUGGUUAUUAUAACAGUGGUAAAAAAUUUAGAAGAUGGGACAUCAUGUAUGAGGAAACCUAUUUAUAAAUAGUACGAAGUAGCCUAAUUUUUAGUGGUAGAGGAUAAUUUGAUGAAGAUUGAUUAAAGAUUGGAAUAUAGAUAGGCUUUUCAAAUUAUUCAUAAAUCACUUAUAAUGGUAAGUAUUAAAAAGGGAAAAGGAUGGUAAAAUGGGAUAUAUCAAAUGAUGAAGUAGGUACAACAAAUAUUGGUAUGUGGAUUGAGGAGUGCGAUAGUUUUAAUGAAUAUACUUAAGUUACUUAUAAUGGUGAAUAUAAAAAUUGCAGAAAGGUUGGCAGAUGGGAUAUUUUGUACAGAAAGCAAUAUUGUUAGAAAAAAAAUACCAGUGGUGGUGGAUUAUAUAAUCAGGAAGAUUCACUUAAGACAAGUCUGUGGAUUAAAUUGA
This is a messenger RNA of Paramecium primaurelia, 680 nucleotides long. The record is from the annotation of a GenBank genome assembly. NCBI's taxonomy places the organism in Eukaryota, Ciliophora, Oligohymenophorea, Peniculida, Parameciidae.